Molecule: messenger RNA, 3024 nt
Organism: Gadus macrocephalus (Pacific cod)
Lineage: Eukaryota; Metazoa; Chordata; Actinopteri; Gadiformes; Gadidae
Gene: sema7a
Product: semaphorin 7A
Exons: 14
Coding region: 97-2061 (654 amino acids)
Biological process (GO): integrin-mediated signaling pathway; neural crest cell migration; axon guidance
Molecular function (GO): integrin binding; chemorepellent activity; semaphorin receptor binding
Source: RefSeq, a predicted model, not a curated record
UGUGUCGAAGUAGAGUCGUUUUGUGCUCCUUGUUGUCAUGGCGAAGAACUGGAAAUAACGCAACAUGCGCAAUAAAAAAAAUAACAAAAAGAUGCAAUGAUGCCUCUUAUUGACCUCUCCAUCAUAUUAUUAUUUAACUUCCAUCUGACUCGUGUGAUUCUGACGGACAUACCAAACUUGGGACAAGAUAAGCCGAGACGUUUCCUGAACGGAGAUACAAUUCCUAUUCAACUUCAGCAUCCAGCCGAUCAGAACUUUACCGUAUUAUUUCUACAAGAAACCAAAGAUGUUCUAUAUUUGGGAGGCACUGAUAUUGUGCUAAAGAUUGAUGUGGAUAGUAAUUAUGUUAUGGAGACAUUUCAAUUGAAUAAAUCAGCCAAUGAGGUGUGUUCACAGGGACCCUGCAGAAAUGUCAUUACUGUCAUCCAAGAAUUUCAAGAUAGCUUGUUUGUUUGUGGAACCAACGGAUACAAGCCACAGUGUUGGAAACUGUAUUCCCAGGUGGGCAAUCGGUCAAGUGAAAUAGUAGAGAGCUACGAUGGAACAGGGAUUUCACCAUAUGUUUAUACACAGAACCGGCUCUCCCUGACAGUAGAGGGGGACUUAUACGCAGCGGCCCCUUUGGAAUACGAUGGUAGUUCUCUGCAGUUCAGAAGAAAAGCCGGCAGUAGAACUAACGUAUGGAUGUAUGACAACUGGGUGUCAGAGCCCACCUUUGUUGCCGCAUCCUGGGUGAGGCGGAACGAAGACCGAGACGAUGAGAAGAUUUACAUUUUUUUCCGGGAAAAGAAUUCGGACAGCAGUCCCGAAGCGGACCCUUGGGUCACGAGGGUAGCCAGAGUUUGCAAGGUGGAUGAAGGCGGCUCAAAGAGAUUCUUCCAGAACACGUGGACGUCUUUCCUGAAGGCUCGGCUGGUGUGUGGCUAUCGAAAGGAGUCGCUCUACUUCAACCACCUCCUAGACGUGUAUGUGUUGCACGCAGACAACUGGCGUGACAGCAGGGUCUAUGCACUCUUCACAAGCAGCUGGAAUUCUACAGCAGUUUGUGUAUAUUCGAUGGCAGAUAUUGAUGACGUAUUUGAGAAGUCAAACUUCAAGGGUUAUGAAGGAGACAUUCCCAACCCAAGGCCAGGAACUUGUGUAAAAAACAGCCGGAGCCUACCGUAUGCAACGUUAAACGUGGUGAAGGACCACUCGGAAAUGAGCGAUUGGCUCCACUCCUCCAUACACCCACUGGCUCCCUUCUACGUCAGCAGCUACAACUACACAAAGCUGGCCGUGGACCGCGUGAGAGCCGCCGACCAGCGCACAUACAACGUUCUGCUUCUGGCCACCGACACCGGUAAAAUCCAUAAGUGCUUAGAGCUUGGUUCGGAUACUUUCAUCAUUUCAGAAACCCAUCUCUCCAACCACUCAUCCGUUCAGUCAAUGAUACUUUCCUCCAAGAAGAAAAAGCUGAUAGUAAGUUUUGCAGAGGAGGUCUUUAUCCUUGACCUCCCACAGUGUCACCACUACAACAGCUCCUGUGCAGAGUGUGUCCUCUCCAGGGACCCCUACUGCGCUUGGACUCAGAAUGGAUGCACAUCAACCAUCAUGGGGGGUAUUCAAAAUAUAAUUGAGCAAACAACGGGUGUUUGUACAGCAGCGUUUGAUGAGCCAAAGACCCUCCACGAGAACAGACAGGAAACGGUGCGCGCCACCCAAGCAGUCUCCAGGGCGGCCCACGUGGUCCCGCUGGGCGUUCCCUUCUUCCUGUCUUGCCCAAUAGACUCGUACCACGCCACCUACGUGUGGAAGCACGUAGGUGGCGACACCAGCUCCUGUCAGCAGAUAGGGUCCCAAUGCCUGCACCUCAUCCCGGCCCUGAAGUCCGGCAGCUACGGCCGCCACCAGUGCUUCUCCCAGGAGCGAGGCCACACCAGACUGGUGGCAGAAUACCUGCUCACCAUGCCACCCACGCCGGACCCCAGAAACCACAGUGAACGCAUUCCUGUGUGGUGUGUCGAUUGGGUCGUCCUGGGUGCAGCCACUGCGGUGGUUGUUGCAUGGCUUGGCGAUUAGGAGGGGCCGCAGAAUAGCAACGCAAUCGCUUGGUUGGAUCGCUUCACUUCUAACAAGCCGUGCACACUCAUUAGAGGUGGCUGUCUGGGAAUGCGGGAUCAAGCUGUUUAGUGUCUUGCCACACACUUUAAGGUCAGAGAGAGAGAGAGAGAGAGAGAGAGAGAGAGAGAGAGAGAGAGAGAGAGAGCACUUUACAUUGUUGUUAUUAAUAGAGAAAUAUCAAAGAGUGUGUGUGGUGCAUGCGUGUAUGCAAUAAUAUGAGAAUAACUUAUUUACUUGGUCGUCUUUUGGAAACAAGGUUAAAAAAGGGCUUCCCAAGAUCUUUUUUUCUUUAUAACAUUCUCAGGCAAGUCAUUCCAGAGCUGGAUGAAUUUUCCUAAGGACAACAUGCAUUUUGUAUGACCUUUUUUGAAUUCCCAAUUGGCUGAUUGUGUUUUCCCUGCUACUCUUUAAUCUUAAAAGCCCACUGCCUAUGAUACAAUCUUUGUGGUCCGUUGAGGUUGAGAACAGGAUUCAGAUCUUUGACUUAAUUGGCUUUCAACCCAGCCCUGUCUGUAUUUUUCACAGAAUAGUAAAUACCAGUUAAUGAAAACAUCCAAACAUUCAUUCUCGUUCUAAAUUUUAACUCUGAACAUGCUUUAAAAUGAAUUAAUCAUUUAUCUGUAAAUUAUACUAUAUUUAGUUUAUUAUAUUUUAGUUUAUUUAUUAGCAAACGAUGAGCAUCAAACGGCUUUAUGUGGAUAGCCUACUCCAACCUCAUUGCUGAUCGAUAUGUUACCCUUUAUUCGUAUAUAAAUUAUUGAUUGCAUUUUUAGUAAAUAGUUGGAAGGAAUCUGUUUCUUAAGCAAUAACAUUGAACUGUAUUUUUUUCUAGGCCUUCAUAGAUUUACUAUGUUGUUGGUGUUAUAGGCCUAUGUUGUAUGGAGCAAUCUUUCAUAUUUAUGAAGUUAACUUACACUUCCA